AGGAUGCGGCCGGUCCUCGCUGCACCCCGGGGAGAGCGGGGGACGCCCGUGGCUGCGGGAGUUGCGCGGCGGUUCCGCGGUGCUCCAGAGAAGCUCCGUCGCUCGGGAGAUGCUCCAUCACUCCUGGGGUGCUUCAUCACUCAGAAGGGACUCCGUCCCUCGUGAGAUGCUUCGUCACGUGCGAGGCAGCGCUCCGUUAUUCGUGGGGUGUUCCAUCCUCUGGUGGAACGAAGUUCCACCACCCACGAGAUGCUCCGUCACUCAAAAGGGACUCGCGUCUGUCGUCGGCUGCUUAUCACUGACGAGACCCCCCAGCACCUGUGGCACUCCUCCACUGCCGGCAGACAUCCCCACGGUCACCGUGGGGAAGGGACAAGGGGCUACGUGGCCCCUGGAGGCACAAAGUGCUUGUGCUGGGGGCCCGGGCAGCUCCCGGGAUGCGGUUUGCGGAGCAGCUGGUGCCGACAGCUGGUGCUUCCCGGCCGCCCGCCGUGCUGGGGGCUGGCGGGGCCGGCUCAGCCACUGACGUAUGUUCAGGACAAUCUGAGCGGUGACAAAGUUUUUCAUCCGGCUGCCUGCAGUUCCCUCUGCACCGCCCCUGCGGCUGCGGGGAGGGGUACGGGGCUCGUGGGUCCCCUGGGUGCCGUGGGAAGCGCUGCGCUGUCGGCCGCGCCGAGCGGAGUUGUACGCGCGGCUGGCGCUGCCCGAGGGGCUCGGCCGCGCUCGGCAUGGGGCUCCGGCUCCCCCUGCGCCGCAGCACCAGCUUCACCCCCGACCACCCUGCCCUCAUGGAGGUGCCCGGCCCCACUGCCCUGAAGAUGGAAGCAAACGUCCUUGUCAUGGGAGCGGACAACGUAGGGAAAUCAGCUCUGACCGUGCGUUUUCUGACCCGGCGCUUUAUUGGAGAGUAUGGAGACAUGGAAUUCAUCUACAGCCACAACCUGACUGUGGAUGGCCGAGAGAUUCUCUUACACAUCUGGGACGUCCCCAGUUCCCAGGAGCAGGCAGAGGAUGGCUCCUUGGAGGAGAAGCGAAUCCAAUGGGCAGACAGCUUUGUCCUGGUCUACAGUAUCUGUGACCGUGCCAGCUUCAACAUCCUGCCCCUCAAAAUCCAGUUCAUCAAGGCAGCCAAGGAGGGGCAGAGCCAGGAGAAGGUUCCCAUCGUCAUUGUGGGCAACAAACGGGACCUGCACCACCAGCGGGUGGUGUCCAGCGAGGAGGGGCGGCUCCUGGCCCUCUCCUUAGACUGCGGUUUCUAUGAGGUCUCUGCAGCUGAGGCUUAUCACGGGGCCCUCAUGGUCUUCCAUGGACUGGCCAAGCUCAUCCCAGACACCAAGCUGGCCCUGAAGAAGGGUACAGGGAUCCGUGGCAUCGUCAAGACCAUGUCGGCCGUGUUUGCCCGUAAGCGAACAGACUCCCUCUGAGCUACUGCACGGAUGUUGCUGCUCUCUGUGCUGCCCAGCUGGGUCAAGCCUCCUGGCUGGGUGCCCAUGGAGACGGUGUGUGUGCUCCCAUAAGUAUGACGGGUUCCUUGCUGUCCUCCUAGUGUCGGGGUCUGGGUGUCCUGCCACGCUCAGCCAGUGCAGCCGAGGACUGUAGCGUGUUGCUCUUGGCUCUGCCGUGGGACAGUCUCAUCUCUCUGCUGUACCAGCUCUUUAGGUGCCUCCUGCUUUCUCUGUCUGUCCUCCAACACUGGAAACCACGGGGGGAUUUUGCCAACGCUUCAAGCAGCAGCAUCCCUAGCUCCUGCAGCAGGAGCCGCCCGGGCUGUCAGCGAUUAGGGAGGGUAUCCUGCUCUUGUACAGCACACGACUCUCUGUCUCUCCAUUCCUACUCUGGGGUCCUUACUCCUGUUUAACCCUCAUCAGCAUCCUCUUCAUUAACCCUGGAGCACCCGUGAGCUGGAGAGGUGGGGCUUUCUCCGCUGGGGAGGCACUGGUAGUUCCCACGCGUGUAUCACCGUGAGAGUGUCCCAGAGCCCCGGGCACCGGCCAUCCUCGAGGGCUGGUGUCGCCCAUCCCCCGCGCCGUGCUUUUGAACAGUGCUGCUCUCCCCCACAGCCUUUCAGCGAUCACAGCCGUUUCCCCUGUGCGGGCGAGCGCUGUACAGGCUGUGCCUGGGAAAAGCCAGGCGCGGGGCUCGUUCCCAGGAUGGGAAUUGCACCACGCGCCUUCCCAAGCCGCUCCUUCUGUGAGGCUGCCUGUCCCCGGGGAGGAGAGGAGGUGGGAAAGGGGGUCGCUGGGCUCCCCGCUGAACCCUUCUGCUUCUGGGAGGUUUUUCCCUGCCUCUCCCAAACCUUUCUCUUUGUGCCCUGGGAAAGCAGUGUAUUGGAAGAGGGUUUGUGCGUGCUGUAGGGACACUGAUUUCUCUGCUGUGUUCUUCUGGAAAUGCAAUAAAUUGUCUUUGGCAG
Messenger RNA from Hirundo rustica (Barn swallow), 2410 nucleotides. Its product is annotated as ras-related and estrogen-regulated growth inhibitor-like protein. Bases 729 to 1424 code for a protein of 231 amino acids. Gene Ontology annotation, molecular function: GTPase activity; GTP binding. The record is from RefSeq and is a predicted model, not a curated record. The transcript is spliced from 4 exons. Lineage: Eukaryota; Metazoa; Chordata; Aves; Passeriformes; Hirundinidae.